GGCGGAGCUGGGAUCGCAGUGCACGAGCGGCACUCAGCUGAUGAGAGGCUCGCAGACAGCAGACAGGCUCCAUGGCAACAAUCAUGGCAGAGGCAGAGACCCGACAGAGGCUGCUGCGCACCGUCAAGAAGGAGGUGAAGCAGAUUAUGGAGGAAGCCGUCACCAGGAAAUUUGUUCACGAAGACAGCAGCCAUAUUGUGUCCUUUUGUGCUGCAGUGGAGGCAUGUGUUCUGCACGGGCUGAAACGGCGAGCAGCCGGCUUUCUGCGUAGCAACAAGAUAGCAGCACUCUUCAUGAAGGUGGGGAAGAGCUUCGGCCCAGCGGAGGAGUUGUGUAGGAAGGCCCAGGAGCUCGAGCAGAUCAUCCAGACAAAGCGAAGUCAAAGCUUGCAAAGUCAGGACGGCCUUCGCAAGAUGCCUCGACUGCCCAGCCUCACUCCGCAGGGAGGCAAGAACAUGUGGAUCCGGACGGCUCUAUUUGACAAGGUGUUGGACAAGAUUGUCCUCUUCCUGGUGGAGAACAGCAGUAAAUACUACGAGAAAGAAGCUGUUCUCAUGGACCCUGUGGACGGACCUAUCCUGGCCUCUCUGUUAGUUGGACCUUGUGCUUUGGAAUAUACAAAGAUGAAGACAGCCGACCACUUCUGGACCGACCCGUCUGCUGACGAGUUGGUGCAAAGACACCGUAUCCAUGGUGGCCAUUGCAGACAGGACUCUCCCACUAAGAGGCCUGCACUGUGUAUCCAGAAGCGGCACUCCAGCAGCAGCAUGGACGAACGCCCUUCCCCUUCCCCAUCAGCUCGUGAAUAUGUGGAGUCGCUGCAUCAAAACAGCAGAGUGACCUUACUGUUUGGGAAAAACAAUGUGCUCGUUCAACCGAGGGACGACAUGGAGGCCAUCCCAGGUUACCUCUCUCUGCACCAGAAUGCUGACCUCAUGACCCUGAAGUGGACACCCAACCAGCUCAUGAACGGCUCUGUUGGAGACUUGGACUACGAACAUAGUGUAUACUGGGAUUAUGCCAUGACCAUCCCUUUGGGGGAGAUAGUUUACUUACACUGUCAUCAACAAGUUGACAGCGGGGGGACGGUGGUGCUGGUCAGUCAGGAUGGGAUACAGAGACCUCCACUUCGCUUCCCCAGAGGCGGCCACUUGCUCCAGUUCCUCUCCUGCCUGGAGAACGGCCUGCUUCCCCACGGCCAGCUGGACCCUCCACUCUGGUCCCAGAGGGGAAAGGGGAAGGUGUUUCCCAAGCUGCGUAAUAGGGUUCCUCAGGGAUCUGGAUCCUCAGACUCAGUCUCAGAUAAGGAGGAGGACGAGGCCACAGACUAUGUCUUCCGCAUCCUCUUUCCAAACAGCCAGUCAGAGUUCGUGACUCCUCCAGACUUGAUGGAUCAGGGGGCUACAAUGUGGCAUCUCACUCUCAGGAAGUCCUCGUGUUCCUCUUGUUCUCAGGGGAGCUUCUCUGAUGGGGCAACACCCAAGGGGUGCAACCAUGAUAGGGCUCCUCUGAAACUGCUGUGCGACAGCAUGAAGAAUCAAAUCAUCUCUCGGGCGUUUUAUGGCUGGUUGGCAUACUGCCGUCACCUGUCCACCGUGCGUACACACCUCUCUGCUCUCGUCAAUCACACCAUUGUGGCGCCCGAAGUGCCGUGCGAUGCCUACAAAGGGCUCACCACGGAUGUGUGGCAGACGUUCCUCCAGGACUGCACAGCAUACGAUGAGGAGGAGCUUCUUCGUUUGGUCUACUUCGGUGGUGUGGAUGCCUCGCUGCGUAAAGAGGUGUGGCCUUUUCUGCUGGGCCAUUACCAGUUUGGCAUGACAGCAGCUGAGAGGAAAGAGGUGGACGAGCAGGUCCAAGUGUGCUACCAACAGACCAUGCGUGAGUGGCUCGGCUGCGAGGAGAUCGUCCGCCAGCGGGAGAAGGAGCAGCAUGCUGCUGCAUUAGCAAAGUGCUCCUCAGGAGCGAGCAUGGACAGUUCCAAUCAGAAGAUGAUCCACCACAACUCCACUGUGAGCAAUGAGUCCCAGUCCCCCCAGAGCUCAGACAGGCAGAGUCUGGCUCGCCUGCAGAGUGACUCCAGCAGCAGCACACAGUUCUUCACAUCCUCCCCUCCCUUCCCCUGGAGCAGCCUGCUUCCCUUUGGCUUGUUCUUUCAGGUGUUUGAGUCUGUAGAGGAGGUUGAUCAGAUCGAGACGGAGCCUAAGAGCGAGGAGGCUAAACAGGUGCCAAAGAUACCCAAUGGAGCUCUGCAGAACGGGAUAAACUCUCCUGACUCCGGACAUCCCUCCUCCCGGAACUUCUCAGUCACCUCCGGCCUGUCGGACGGCUCACUCAGCACAGAGGACAGCGCUGCACCUGAUACAAGCCCGAGAUCUGCAGCUGUUCCUCAGGAACCACAGAGCCCAGUCAAACCUGCAGGGGUAGAACGUGAAUGUCCGACAGAUGAGAAGGACAGCCAAGUGAGAGGUAAAGUGAAGAACCAAGAGGAGGAGGAGAAAGCACCUGAUGUGACCAAAUCUGCAGAAAUUACCAAGACUGAGGAGCUGGUGAAGGCCAACGAAGACACAAGUCUGCAACCCAAAACACAAGCAACUGUUGAGGAGUCUGGAGCCAUUGAAACAGAGGGGCCCAAGUGUGAAAAUAAAGAUGCACUGGCAGACAUGAAGGGAGUUACAUCUGCAGAGUCAGGGGAAACAGAACAAAAAGUGCCUGGUGAGGAACCUGUGGAGCAAAGUCUUAAAAAAGCCGUAAAAGUGAGUAUUGAGGAAACUUCAAAGCGUGAGAAAUCUGCAGAAACAAACGUGGAAAAAACGGAUGAAAUGGACGGAUCAAAGUCAAAUAAACCACAAGAUGUUUUAUUGGCAGAUUGGAGAGGAAAUAUAUUCGUUGAUCACAAGACUCCUGUGGUUGAAAAGAGCCUAGCUUUGUCAGCCGACAGCGGGAUCUUAAGAGCAAGAGACGCCUACUUUUCCUCCCAGACAGACGAGGCUCAGCUUAUGACUGAGUCUGAUGAGUCCCCCUCCGCCAUAGAGAUGGAGGAGAUCCCAAAAGCCAAAGUUUCCAUGGUGCCUUUGAGCAGGAAGGGACGCUGUGAAGCAUUGUCUUUCUCUGAGGACUCGGCCCCCCACAUUGAGCUCAGGCACAAGGAAGAGCAGGGCAAGACCAUCCUGUGUGAGGAGCCACAGAUGGAGAGUCUUUACCCUGAAUGUAAGUCUCUGGCCGAGUCUGGAGACGCCAAGAAUGAAGCCACCACUCAAGAAUCGGCUGGGAGUACCUUCUCUCAAGAGCUUUUGGACUUGUAUACAUUAAAUCUGCACCGCAUUGAAAAGGAUGUCCAGCGCUGUGACCGAAACUAUUGGUACUUCACUCCUGCCAACCUGGAGAAACUGCGCAACAUCAUGUGCAGCUAUAUCUGGAGGCACCUUGACAUCGGUUACGUACAGGGCAUGUGUGAUCUGCUUGCUCCACUGCUGGUCAUUUUGGAUGAUGAGGCCAUGGCCUUCAGCUGUUUCACUGAGCUCAUGAAGAGAAUGAAUCACAACUUUCCACACGGAGGAGCUAUGGAUACUCACUUUGCCAACAUGCGCUCUCUAAUCCAGAUCCUGGAUUCUGAGGUGUUUGAGCUAAUGCACCAGAACGGAGACUACACCCACUUCUACUUCUGCUACCGCUGGUUUCUGCUCGACUUCAAGCGAGAGUUUGUGUACGAUGACGUGUUUGCAGUGUGGGAAACCAUCUGGGCAGCCAAGUGUGUCUCUUCUAGUCACUUUGUCCUCUUCAUUGCCCUGGCACUGGUGGAGAUCUACAGGGACAUCAUCCUGGAGAACAACAUGGACUUUACUGACAUCAUCAAGUUCUUCAAUGAAAUGGCUGAGCACCACAACUUAAAGCAGAUUUUGACCGUGGCCAGAGAUCUGCUGUGUAAGGUGCAAAUGCUUAUAGAGAACAAGUGAUGGUGCUCUUUGUCUUCUGCUUCCUUCCAAGUGUGACUGGCUGUAGCAGCACACGAUUUGAUACAUCUGAGCACACACACUCUCUCUCUCUCUCUGUCUCUCUCUCUUCUCUCCCUCUAUCUAUAUAUAUCUCUUCUCUCUCUCUCUCUCUCUCUCUCUCUCUCUAUCUCUAUCUCUAUCUAUAUAUCUCUCUUCUCUCUAUCUCUCUCUCUCUCUCUCUCUCUCUCUCUCUCGCUCUCUCUCGCUCUCUAUCUCUCACACAUACUAUACAAAGCCUUUACAGUCACCAUUUGCUGCUAUGAGCCUUAUUGACUGUAUCCACAAUGGUGUUUGUGUUGUCAACAGAUGUGAGAAUAUUAUGCUUCAUAUUUGUCUGUAUGUUCAAGUGAAAACAAAUUUAUCUGAAAAAGCUUUUCUUUAAUUUCUAAAUAUAUCUGCCAGAAAUUCCUUUUGUGUCAAUCUUAAUCCGAGUGCAACAUUUUGAGAUAAUAAUGGUCUUGUUGCACAUUUUAAACAAAAUUCUCAAAAGUCCACCAGAGAAUGCAAAGAAUACGUUGUGAUGAUAGUUUAUAAUCAUUAUUUCAACAGUCAAGUCUACAAGAUUAUACUUUAAAUAUAUCGGCACGUUAUAUUCGUACUCCUAUCUCCUAUUAAAGGACAGAAUGUCAGCAGACUUUCCAUUUUCCUUGAAUGCAACACCCCCAAAAUGUAAUUACGUUCUGCCGAUGACAGAACGCUGGCUUGUAAUCCUUAAACUCCAUUUCUGUUUUACACACAACAUUAAGGAUAAUUUAGAGUCUAGCACCAUGUCAGUGAUUUAGCAUCCAACAGUGUUUAAAAUGUUUUAAUUGAACUGCCUCGUCUGCCAAAUAUUGUCUUUAUUUGUUAUGUGUGAAUUGUACUGUACUGAGAGAAACAAUGUGUUUAACUUAUGAGGAUUAUAAUAUGUCAAAUCUAAUAUUAAAGUGACUUACGGAUGUCUGUGCAGAGAUUUAUAUAAAGCAACAAGCCUCUUAAGUUAUGUUUCCUUAUCUAAUGAACCUCUGUAUAUUUUGUAAAUUGUGCAGUUUACUCACCUUGAUUUUUGUCUUGUAUUGUCUGGCGCCUUUUUGUUGAUUUUAAAUGUUAAUUUCCGCUUGAAUGUGACUGAAUUAGUAAAAUCAGACGAGACAGUGGAAACAGUUAGUCAGAGACCAAAUGAGAAGUUGUUUGGCGCCGUGUUAUUGAGAUUCUUUAAUGUGAGAGUGAGUCAGACGCAGAUGAGAAUGAAAGGUACAUGAUGUUAUGUGGGAAACUGUGUUGAUGUUUUGGCAGAUUUGGGAUUUGUGAGGACAUUCAAUAUAUGCUUUUAACCCCUAAAUGAAUACUAAUGUUGGCCCUGAGCUACCGACAUUCAUGCUCGUCAUUCAUUGCCUAAAACUUAGUUGGUCUUCAAGUAUUGUUUCAUGGAUGUGGUAAGAUGAAUUGCUUUUAAUAUUGGUGCUUCUGUGAAUGCUUACUGCUGCCAGAAAACCUAUUUUUAGUAUAAUGUGACAUUUAUUUAGCAAGUAUUUAUUUAUUUAUUCAUUUAUUUUCGCAUUCAGAUGCUGCUUUGUUUGUGAAGCUGAUGUUUUCAUUUUGUGGCCAGUUCUAAAUGUGUCUUGUAAAACAAUCAAAUUCUAUACUAAGAGUUCAUAUAUAGUAUAUAUUAAAUGGUAUAUGUUUUUAUAAUAAAAAAAUAAAAAUGGAA
Cyclopterus lumpus (lumpfish) is the source of this 5685-nucleotide messenger RNA. RefSeq names its product small G protein signaling modulator 1a (gene sgsm1a). The record is from RefSeq and is a predicted model, not a curated record. Gene Ontology annotation, molecular function: GTPase activator activity. The transcript has 25 exons. Gene Ontology annotation, biological process: activation of GTPase activity. NCBI's taxonomy places the organism in Eukaryota, Metazoa, Chordata, Actinopteri, Perciformes, Cyclopteridae. The coding region runs from base 72 to 3956 and encodes 1294 amino acids.